UGCAGCUUUGAACUCAAACGAGAAAUGAGUAUCAACGUUGCUGUUAUUAUCCUGUUCACCCUUUUCCAUCUGGUUGACAUACAAGCUGCACCAUCCUCUUCAAGACCAAAAAAUAUCUCGUUUGAUGUUUUUGAUCAAAAAACGGAUACAAGUUCCUUAAAGUUUCAAGGGGAUUCAACAAUUGUUUCCGGAGCCCUUCAGAUAACCCCAGACACCAUCUCCAAUCCUGACCUGCUCAUUAACAAGUUUGGCCGAGUUUUCUAUUCAGAGCCCUUCAAGCUUUGGUCAUCAUCUGAUGACAACGUCCAUGCCUCCUUCAACUCAAGUUUCCUCAUAAACUUGCACAGACAACCCAACUGGAAUGCCGGUGAAGGUCUUGCCUUUCUCAUAGCCCCGGAUAUCUCGAUUCCUGCAGCAAGUUUCGGGCAAUGGCUUGGCCUCACCAAUGCUUCAACCAAUGGAAACCAGAGUAACCGGAUUGUGGCUAUAGAAUUUGAUACAGAAAAGCAAGACGACUACGAUCCUGAUGACAACCAUAUUGGCCUGAACAUCAACUCUGUUAUAUCAAACAAGACUGUCUCUCUGGGUGUUCACAAUAUCACAUUGUCUCCCCAAGGAAGCACCAAUCACUCUGUUUGGGUCCAGUACAAUGGCAGCUCCAAGCUAAUGGAGGUUUACAUGGGGAAACAAGGUGAACCAAAGCCUGACAAGCCUCUUCUCAGUGAGACCAUAAACCUGAAAGACUAUGUGAAUCAACAAUCUUACUUUGGGUUUGCUGCUUCAACAGGGAAUAAUACUGAGAUUGAGUUGCAUUGUGUCUUGAAAUGGAGCUUAGAGGUUGAUGAUCUAAAGGAGGAAAGUGAUUCGAUUUCGUUGAAGAUAGGUCUUGGUGUAGGAGUCCCUGCAGGUGUGAUAUUGUUGGUCCUAUUUGGUGUUCUAUAUGUGAAGAAACGAAGAAGAAAAGGAAGAAGUGAUGAGGAGUCUAACGUUUUUGAUAAGAGCUUGAGUUGGUUGCCUGAGAUGCCCAAGGAAUUCAAGUAUAAGGAAAUAAAGAAGGCUACCAACAACUUCCAUGAGAGUAUGAGGUUGGGUGAAGGUGGGUUUGGGAUUGUUUACAAAGGAAUUCUGAAUAUCAAGGAUGAUAAUACUGCUACUGAAAUAGCUGUAAAGCAAUUCUCCAGAGACAGAAUCAAAGGCAAAGAUGAUUUCUUGGCUGAGCUCACCAUUAUUUAUCGCCUUCGACAUAAACAUCUUAGUCUUUGUGAAGGGUGGUGCUAUGACAAGGGGAAGCUACUAUUAUUGUACGACUUCAUGCCAAAUGGUAGUCUUGACAAACACCUAUAUGAGGCUUCCAACCACAACACUUUGAAUUGGGAACGUCGAUACAAGAUACUAGCCGAUGUAGCAUCGGCAUUGCGUUAUUUGCACAAUGAGUAUGACCAGAAGGUUGUGCACCGUGAUCUCAAAGCCAGCAACAUCUUGCUCGACUCUGACUACAAUGCUCGCCUGAGCGACUUCGGCCUUGCUCGAGCCAUAGAUGAUGGAAGGAGCUCCUAUGCCGAACUAGGAUUAGCUGGAGUCCCCGGCACGAGGGGCUAUGUUGCUCCAGAGUGCUUCCACACAGGGAGGGCUACACCGGAAUCUGAUGUUUUCGGUUUUGGUGCAGUAAUGCUCGAGGUAGUGUGUGGGAGAAGUCCGGUGACUGGGAUCGAUCACCAUCAACAUUUGUAUUCCUUGGUUGAUUGGGUUUGGAUGUUGUAUCGUGAAGGCAAGAUUCAAGAAGCUGUAGAUGAGAGGCUCGGCAAUGAGUAUGUGGUUGAUGAAGCAGAGAGGCUUUUACUUUUGGGACUCGCAUGUUCACAUCCCAUUGCCAGCGAGAGGCCUCAAGCACAGGCUAUAUGCCAGAUUAUAGGUGGAACUAUGUCGGCUCCUCAUGUGCCCCCAUUCAAACCUACCUUCACAUGGCCUUUGAUGGAUGCUCCCAGCAGCAGUACCACUCAGAGUACAGUUAAUUCUGCUGCAACAUUGUCUUCCAAAGGCUUUUCUGCAACCAACAUGGGCGACGAGUAACGUUAUUGCUGAAGUCACUUGUCUUUUGCAUUAAAGUGUGAGGCUUUUUAAAAGAUAGCCAUUUGUUCUGCUUAGUAAGUUUGUGAAUAUAGCACUAAUGUCUCCUCAAUUCUCUACAAAUUCAAACUCAGCAGCCUUAUUACCUGGAUGUUCUUGUGAGAUUUUUAAGCAUCCAGUUUUGAUUGUUGUUGACUUUUAAUAUGAAG
This is a messenger RNA of Corylus avellana, 2276 nucleotides long. The record is from RefSeq and is a predicted model, not a curated record. Lineage: Eukaryota; Viridiplantae; Streptophyta; Magnoliopsida; Fagales; Betulaceae.